Eucalyptus grandis is the source of this 850-nucleotide messenger RNA. Its product is annotated as 50S ribosomal protein L12, chloroplastic-like. Gene Ontology annotation, cellular component: ribosome. Lineage: Eukaryota; Viridiplantae; Streptophyta; Magnoliopsida; Myrtales; Myrtaceae. Gene Ontology annotation, biological process: translation. The record is from RefSeq and is a predicted model, not a curated record. Gene Ontology annotation, molecular function: structural constituent of ribosome.
UCAUCCUCCUUCCGACGACACCACUCUCCCUUAUCCUAUCUUCUUCUUCUCCUUUCUCUUCUCUUUCUGCUUCAACUCACAACAAAAAUGGCGACCCACGCUCUCUCCACGCUCACCGUCCGCUCCUCCGCCGCUCAUCCUUCGCCUCUCUCCGCCCCUCACCAUCCCCCGCACCCCCUCAAAUCCCCACUCCGCUCCCCUCCACUCCCCCGCCGCCUCCCCCUCCGCGCCCGCCGCCUCCGCCCCCUCGCCGCCGUCGACGCCCCGGAGAAGGUCGCCCAGCUCGGCGACGAGAUCGCCGGCCUCACCCUCGCCGAGGCCCGCGCCCUCGUCGACCUCCUCCAGGACCGGCUCGGCGUCUCCGCCGCCGCGUUCGCCCCGGCCGCCGCGGUCGCCGCUGCCCCCGGCGGCGGAGGCGCCGAGGCGGCGGCGGCGGUGGAGGAGAAGACGGAGUUCGACGUGGUGAUCGAGGACGUGCCGAGCAGCUCGAGGAUCGGGGUGAUCAAGGCGGUGAGGGCGCUGACGAGCCUGGCGCUGAAGGAGGCCAAGGAGCUGAUAGAAGGGCUGCCCAAGAAGUUCAAGGAGGGCGUGUCCAAGGACGAGGCCGAGGAGGCCAAGAAGCAGCUCGAAGCAGCUGGUGCCAAGGUUGCCAUUGUCUGAUUUUUCCUUCUUUCUUUCUUUUUUUUUUUUCCUUGAAAAGGAAUUUUUGUUCUGUUUCUUGUUAACGAUAUGUGAAUUUUACGAAGACGAUUGCGCUUGUCCAAAGUUCAUCUGUUUUGAGGAUCGAUGCUUAUGAAAUCAUCAUGCAAUGGUGAUGUUCUUGUGGAAUCGAGAUUCGGCUUCGAAAUAA